UAUUCAGUGAUCGUCAAAAAAAAUUAGAAGAAAGUUUUCUAAUUGCAGUUUAUGUGAAAUACCCACAGAUCGUUUUCAGAGCAUGCAAAGUGCAAAUUGUUGUGAUCUAGAUCGAAAAUUGUUAGCAUAUGUCUAAUGAAUGAGGUGUUCGGCGUUCUCGAUAAAUUGCUCCCAAGGCAAACAAAUGUGAAAGUUCAGUCGGUGUCUGAUUUGCGUAACAGUGUCGUAUUUACAUUUGCUGACUCUUCAGAGUACCUGUGUAUAGCCUCUACCGUUACGAAUACGCCGGUGUUCUGAAUAAUGCCACUUCGCUUGCGCAAAACAGUUUAACAUUCCGUCAACUGGCUUUGGAUCGUUACGAACCAGCUGAAUUUCGAGCUACGUUCUAAGCAUCAAAAACAGUGAAAAGCGCAGAGCGAAAACAACAAACGUGCAUGGCAUUCAUUCUACAUUCUUCUGCAAGUUCACCGUCUUCGAAACGACAUUCCAAAGACUAACGACAACCCCAAGAGCUAGUUGAGAAAAAGCGCUGAAUAAUUCAUAUCUUUUAUCGUUGGAAAGACCUAAAAACUACACAAUACACAAAGGCAAUAGCUCCACAAAAAUGUCUCUGACCCUCGAGCCAGACUACUUCAUAUCGAGCGACGGUUUGCCUAAAUUAAAUACUAAAAAGUAUAAAAGAUAUGACAAAAAAUCAUAUCGGAGCAAAGUGGAAAAUCUAGAACAGGUUUCCACUCAAGAUAAAGUUACAGAGGAGCAGGCUAAAAGGCUUUUUACCGCUGAAAGCAAACCGUUCUGUGAUAGUAAAAAGUUGCUGACGAAGCGGCCAAAUAUGAAGACAUCAAGCAAAAAUCAUACCACAAAUAACGCACUUUAUCAUCUCAACGAUAAAAAAUCUAUCAUGUCCGAUAAGGAGUUGAAGUGUGCAAUCAAUCAGAAAAUUAAAUUGUGUCAAAAUUCGAGAUAUGGUACCAGGAAAGAAAACAGCAAUAAAAGCAACGAAAUGCUCGAUAACCGGCUUGCAACAUAUCAGGAAAAUUAUUGCAAUGGAGUUUUAAUCGAUCUCGAGACUGAUGCAAUCGUUUUAGACUUUUAGCUGUUUGUAAUUUAAAAAUUAAGAUACUAUUAUGUAGACUAGCUUGUACAAUCUAUUUAUUGUUUUUAUCUCAGAUUUAGCAUCAAAAUAAAUCAAGUUCUCGAUUGUAAUGUG
Molecule: messenger RNA, 1210 nt
Organism: Hermetia illucens (black soldier fly)
Lineage: Eukaryota; Metazoa; Arthropoda; Insecta; Diptera; Stratiomyidae
Exons: 3
Coding region: 605-1096 (163 amino acids)
Source: RefSeq, a predicted model, not a curated record